AUGUCUUCCGCCAUCAACCAAGUCUUUCCUAGACUCAGUGCGUUCAAGUGCCCUGAAAGAGGAUCCUUCCUAUUCAGAGCCACGUCACAUAAUGGACAGUCUUGGGACUUCCAACUUGACGCUAGAGCUCAGAAGAUGGUGACUCCGGGUCCUGUGAUUCGUGAGAUUCUUGAGAGUGAUCUGUUCCCGAAAUAUUAUUACAUUAGUGAUAAAUUUCAAGCGUACGUUAUGUUCGCCUAUAAUAGAGUUUCCAACCAACACGAACAAUUCACAUAUUGCUGGAAAACGAAACAACUCAAGCAAGUGAAUGAUCUUCAACAAACAUAUGACCCAAAGAACGAUACGUCAGAAUUUGUAAUGAAUGUUUACAAACCAUGGGCGACAGUUGUCGUCGAGAGAGCUGGAAAUGGAUCAGUUAAGAUGUUUUCGCAGGACAGACGGAGACUUGCACCGGCGCCAGUGACAAUGUUGGUAGACUUUGAUGACCAUGACCGUUAUAUCCGACGACUGCCAAUGUACAAGAUAAGAUAUUGCCACCACAACCAGAAGAACGUCAUCUACGUUCGUUACAAGAAUGAAUUCCGGAAGUUUGUCUUCAAUGAGGAUACCAAACAACUCGAGGAGCUCAAGUGUGAUAGCUGCUCUGUCAUCACUACAGAUGACCUCUAUCCACAGUAUGUUGCGGAGUCCCGUUCGCUCAAUCGUGAUGUGAUUUUUGUUUGGAAUAGUGUCACUCAACAAAUUGAGCAGUACAUCUUCAAUAUCUCCAAGAUGCGAUUCGAACAAGUCCAGGACAGUAAGGUAGUGUACGAUCCAGAAGAGUGGAAACAGAGAAUUGGGUUCAUUAUGUAUAAUGAAAAUGAAGAAGAGGACGUGCUUUUCGGCCCGAUGAUCAGUGCCGAUGCAACACUGAAAAUAGGAGAAUAUUCGGAGAAACUCAAUAAAGUAGUUCCGGUGCCAGGGACGACAGCAGUGAUUACUUUUUUCAAUGAGGAAAAGAGAAAGUUAGAAGAAAAGAAGAAACAGUUGGAAGAGAAGAAGAAGAUGGAGGAAACCAUAAAGUUGGAGAAAAAUAAAAUGUUGGAACAAGAGAAGAAGCUCAUCGGGAUGAAGGACGACAGCGACUCAUCUGGAUUCGAGGAUGAUGAAUCGAUUUUCACAUAUUCUUCGGAUGACCAGAUGUUGGAAGAAAACUAUCGUCUGAUGGAGUAUCAAAUCGGAAAAAUGCUCUUUUGA
This is a messenger RNA of Caenorhabditis remanei, 1236 nucleotides long. RefSeq lists its product as uncharacterized. Lineage: Eukaryota; Metazoa; Nematoda; Chromadorea; Rhabditida; Rhabditidae. The transcript has a single exon. Bases 1 to 1236 code for a protein of 411 amino acids. Gene Ontology annotation, biological process: autophagy. The record is from RefSeq and is a predicted model, not a curated record.